Molecule: messenger RNA, 1044 nt
Organism: Aspergillus ruber CBS 135680
Lineage: Eukaryota; Fungi; Ascomycota; Eurotiomycetes; Eurotiales; Aspergillaceae
Product: NmrA family NAD(P)-binding protein
Exons: 2
Coding region: 1-1044 (347 amino acids)
Source: RefSeq, a predicted model, not a curated record
AUGAAAACUAUCGCCGUGGUAAAUGCCACGGGCCGCCAGGCCGCCUCUCUCAUUCGCGUCGCCUCGGCCGUCGGCUACCUCGUCCGCGCCCAAGUCCACUCCCUCAAAGGCUUUAUCGCCCAAGAACUCCAAGGUCUCCCCAACGUCACUCUCUUUCAAGGCCCAUUGCUCGACAAUGACCGUCUAAUCGACAGCCUCUUCCACGGCGCCCAGCUCGCCUUCAUCAACACCACCUCGCAAGCCGGCGACGAGGUAGCCAUUGGCCGCGCCCUGGCCGACGCCGCCAAGCGCGCCGGUACCAUCCAGCACUACAUCUACAGCAGCAUGCCUGAUCAUUCGGUGCAUGGGCCGUGGCCGCCGGUGCCGCUGUGGGCGCCGAAAUUUACGGUCGAGAACUAUGUGCGGCAGUUGGAGUUGCCUGCGACGUUUGUGUAUGCGGGGAUUUACAAUAAUAAUUUUACGAGUUUGCCGUAUCCGCUGUUUCAGAUGGAGCUGAUGAGUGAUGGAAGUUUUGAGUGGCAUGCGCCGUUUGAUCCGGAUGUACCGUUGCCGUGGUUGGAUGCCGAGCAUGAUGUUGGUCCCACGCUGUUGCAGAUUUUCAAGGAUGGGCCGAAGAGGUGGUUGGGUCAUAGAAUCGCUUUGACCUUUGAAACACUCUCCCCCAAUCAAGUCUGCGCUGCUUUCAGUCGAGCGCUUAACCGGCCCUGCCACUACAUCCGCGACUCAAUUGAAAUCAAAGUCAACAUCCCUCCAGGCUAUCGAGAACAACUGGAAGCGCUUGCAAUCGUCUUUGGCGAAUGCAACGCCCCUUACUUCCCGCAACCCGAGUUCUCCCAACCAGCCGCCGGCUCUCCCAAAGGGUUGGGUCCCGCUGGCGGCAAGGGCGCGGGGGCGGGCAUGAUGCAAGGUCCCGGCGGUGUCAUUUCGCUUCGCGUGACCGAUGAGGCGCGUCAGCUGUGGGAAGGGUGGCGCGACAUGGAAGAGUAUGCGCGCGAGGUGUUCCCGAUUGAAGAAGAGGCGAAUGGAUUGGAUUGGAUGCUAUAG